Molecule: messenger RNA, 5038 nt
Organism: Oncorhynchus keta (chum salmon)
Lineage: Eukaryota; Metazoa; Chordata; Actinopteri; Salmoniformes; Salmonidae
Product: mannosyl-oligosaccharide 1,2-alpha-mannosidase IA-like
Exons: 12
Coding region: 238-2100 (620 amino acids)
Biological process (GO): N-glycan processing; carbohydrate metabolic process
Cellular component (GO): Golgi membrane; extracellular exosome; endoplasmic reticulum
Molecular function (GO): mannosyl-oligosaccharide 1,2-alpha-mannosidase activity; calcium ion binding
Source: RefSeq, a predicted model, not a curated record
CUGUCAAUAGCGCAUAGCUGCCAUUCUUUCCGUUCUGUUCUGAGCUUGGCAGAUGUGUUUCAGCAUGGGCAGUUGAAACAGCAGGACACUGCUCAAUAGUGUAACUUUUACAGAAUACUAAAUUAUUAAUUUCUGAUAUACAUAUGGGAAAUUGAUAACUAAUAUUGUUGUACGGAAUCUAAGACGGUGCCGAUUUUAGAAUUUAAUUCAUUUGUUUUGUCUUGAACGACAAGGAAAAUGCCAGUAGCAACUCUAUUGCCUUUUACAGCUACCCCGAGUAGGAAGUCUGCCAGCCCGACCUCCUUUAGAUUGACAGAGAAAUUCAUUUUGCUAUUAGUUUUUAGCGCUUUUAUUACGCUUUGUUUCGGGGCAAUUUUUUUCCUGCCGGAUUCAUCGAAGCUACUGAGCGGAGUUUUCUUCCACUCGUCUGCGGUAGAAACCAACACGCGAACAGGUACGGAUAGUGAUUCAAACGUUGCAGUUGGGACCGAAGAAAAGAUAUUAACCAAGAUUAGAAAGGACCACGAAAAGGCUUUGGUUGAAGCAAAAGACACUCUCCAGAAACGACCAGACGAGAUAAAGCAAGAUAUACAAGACGAGAAGGACAAAGUUUUGAAGGAAGGUAAAGGUGGGAAAGAUUACAAUAACCUGCCAGUCAUUGAAUAUGUUCGGCCACCCGGAGCAACAGGGCACGAGCCCUCCGAUCCGGAAACCAAAGAGAGACGAGCAAAAAUUAAAGAGAUGAUGACAUUUGCCUGGGACAGUUACAAGCGCUACGCCUGGGGAUCUAAUGAGCUGAGGCCUGUUUCCAAGCAAGGCCACUCCAGCAAUCUGUUUGGGAGCAUAAAAGGAGCCACCAUCGUGGAUGCUCUGGAUACCCUGUACAUCAUGGAGAUGUUUGAGGACUUUGACAUGGCCACAGAGUGGGUGGAGAAGAACCUGGACUUCAAUGUAAAUGCUGAGGUCUCUGUCUUUGAAGUGAACAUCCGGUUUGUCGGAGGCCUGCUCUCUGCCUAUUACCUUUCUGGCAAAGAGGUGUUCAGGAGGAAGGCCAUAGAACUGGGAGAGAAGCUGUUGCCUGCAUUCAAAACCCCCACAGGCAUCCCCUGGGCCCUCCUAAACCUGAAGAGUGGCAUCGGGAGGAACUGGCCUUGGGCAUCUGGAGGCAGCAGCAUCCUGGCGGAGUACGGCACCCUGCACCUGGAGUUCAUGCACCUCUCCAAGCUGUCAGGGAACCCAGCCUUUGCAGAGAAGGUCAUGAACAUCCGGAAGGUUCUGAAUCGUCUUGAUAAGCCCCAGGGACUGUACCCCAACUACCUGAACCCUAACAGCGGACAGUGGGGACAACAUCAUGUGUCAGUGGGCGGCCUGGGAGACAGCUUCUAUGAGUACCUCCUCAAGGCCUGGCUGAUGUCGGACAAGACAGACGAGGAGGGCAAGAAGCUCUACUACGAAGCUCUGCAGGCCAUUGAGACCAGUCUGAUGAGGAAGUCCAGCGGGGGACUGACGUACAUCGCUGAGUGGAAGGGCGGCCUGCUGGAGCACAAGAUGGGUCACCUGACGUGCUUCGCCGGGGGCAUGAUCGCCCUGGGGGCGGACGGAGCGCCCGAGGACAAGACGGGUCACCAGAUGGAGCAGGCCUCAGAGAUUGCCCGCACCUGCCACGAGUCCUACGCCCGCACCACCCUGAAGCUGGGCCCAGAGGCGUUCAGGUUUGACGGAGGCGUGGAGGCCAUCGCCACGCGGCAGAACGAGAAGUACUUCAUCCUGAGGCCAGAGGUCAUAGAGACCUACAUGUACAUGUGGAGGUUCACCCACGACCCUAAGUACAGGGAGUGGGGCUGGGAGGCCGUGCAGGCUCUGGAGAAGCACUGUCGUGUGGAGGGGGGCUACAGUGGAGUGCGGGACGUCUACGCCUCCAGCCCCAACCAUGAUGACGUCCAGCAGAGCUUCUACCUGGCCGAGACACUCAAAUACCUGUACCUGCUCUUCUCUGAUGAUGACCAUCUUCCCUUGGAGCACUGGGUGUUCAACACCGAGGCCCACCCCCUCCCUGUCAUUAGGAAGGAGAUGACAGACAAGCCCAGCCAGCUGGAGUAGAGUGGUCCUCCUGGAUCACCCCCUAACCCCUCCCACCACCAAACUCCUCUACCCCCUCCCCUUCUGAGCAGUGGGCGGAGCUGUCUCUUACUCCUCCCCCACCAUGGGUGGAGCUCACCCAGGCAGGCCGCUUCCCUGGCAGACUGGACUCUCCUGUUUUGGAGUCCCUGACCAGACCAGAUGGAACCGGACCGGCUGCCUGCCUCUCCACAGCCAGACUGCCCCCUACUGGGGACUGGGAGGAACCACCUCAUCCAAGAGUUCUCCUCUUGUCAUCUUGUAAAGAUAGUCUGCAUGCUCCCCCCUCCCAGUGCUGUAAAUCUACCCUCCUCUGUGAGGAGAACAGGACACUGCGCUGUAAGAUUUGCCGUCACUCCAAAAAAAGCCAUACUGAUUUGAAGAAAGCUUUGUCAUUUAUUUUCUUUCGUUCUUUCCACCAUUUGAGGUAUGUGUUUGUGGGUGUGACUGACAAUAGAUCAAUGUCAAUCAACAUAUCACAUUUGUGUCGUUCAUAUCGUAAGUAUGAUUUUAGUCACACUUUAACAAUGGACCAUUUAGGUGGAUUUCUGUUUAAGACCCAGAGCUUGGUUCUCACCUGCUUGAUAGUCAAAUCUUAACUAGUGCCUUUCAGUCUAAUAUGGUCUAUCAAAUAAGCAGUUCAGGCAAAUGGCAAGGUUUUUAAUUUAAACCGGUAGGUAGGUACCAUCAUUGUUCAGAUGGCAUGGUUGAUUGAGUGCUUUGUCACCUCCUCUACCACACUGACAUCUGGUGUUGAACACCAGUAAUACACCUGUCCAGUCAGAUGAGUGUAGCAGGUCCACAUAGAGUAUUAAAGGAGAUGAAAUACCUUGAUGGGAAAAGACCUGCACUGAGAACAACCUCUGUUUCUAUCUGUUCCCUUCCUCCUGAAGUAUGGAACGUGUGGACAGUAGAGUUAAUUCCUUCUACCAACAUGUCAUCAAUUCAUUCAGCCUUGUCCCCCACCCCCAUCAUCAUGUUCCUUUGUUUUUUAAUUGACAAAGUUGACAUGUGCUUUGUUUUGUUUGUUUGUUCCUUUAUUACAGGUGGUAGAGACAUUCAUCCAUGUGAUGUAAAAUAGUUGCUUUGCUGUUAAUUUAUUCCAUAGUACAUAGGAAGGAAGGUUUGGCAUCAGGCACCUUGGUUGCACUGUGGAGAGAAUGGGCCCUGUGUUGUUGUUUAGGUGGAUUAUUUGGGAGACGGGAGGGAGACAAGGGCAGAAUCAGACCAAGAAUUUGGGAGUCAAUCAUAUGUAACGAAUGCAUCGUAUGAAUGUACCAUCAAAUGUGAACUGAAGAUUAUUUUACCUUUUGUUGUUCUAAAUUUGUUUGUUGAGAUUUAUUUUUUGUUCCUUUCUUCUGGACAGCACAAAGUGCUGAAACAAUGUGUCGUGGUACCCAGAGCAAUCUAUUUAAAGAGGUGGGACAUUGAGGUUCCUGCAUUAUGAGGCAUUUACAUGACACCCCAUCAUUCUAUGGCAGCCAUGUUAGUUCCCCAUUUAUGUUACAUAGGGAAUAUUUAAAUAAUGAUAUGUAACGGAAUGUCCAGGAUAAGAGAUAUUCCUAGUUUGCCCAACUCUCUAAAAUAUAUGGCUCUGGUGGUACCAAUCAGAGGAAGCUGUUAGUCAGUUCGGAAGAAGAGGAAGCACAAAGAGGAGUUGUUUAGUUGUGUUGAAAUGCAAUGAGAAGAUGCAAGGAUGGUUGUAUGUCCACUACACUGAUGGCAUACACUCACAUAUGAACAUACAUGCUGAAUACUGUAUAAAGACAAGAUGAUAAAUACAUCGAAGUGGUCACACUGUACAUGCAUAUCGUAUUCAGAAGUACACACUACAACACACUUAUGAACAUGGAAGCUUAUGGACAUUUUCAGGUGACCACAGGACCCAUCAAACCACUCUGUUGUCUCAUCAUAAAGGCAAAGUUAAAGGGGAGCGGAUUUGUAUCAAAGUAGGUCUCGUGGUCCUGUUCUUCUGUAGUGUAAAUCUUUCACAGUCAGGGGCCACUGAUGUCCACAUACAGUACAUCUUAUUGGGAAAUAAACGGGGUAGGAUCAAGAGGUCUUGAAGAAGGGCCUUCGUCAUGGUUGAAGUCAUUUUCUUACAUUAGAGGAUAGACCAGACAAGAGGUUUGAGAAGCUGAUAUCAGCCCACUACUGGAGCCAAACUCUGCUUUCUACAGCAUUCUUUAAGACAUAAUAAUAAUACCUGUUUACCUUACUGGAGGAAGCAAUGUUAAUGAGAGAAACUGUGAUAUCCAUGUAGGCUGACAUCCCUACUACCUAGUUCAGUUCGGUAGCCAUUCCGGCUCCAGGGAAGAGCGUCACUAUACACUGUGAUACACUGUAGAUAUGAAAUUGCUGCAUUCACCAUCUCUGCACUGUCGGAGAGCCUAAGUGGUUCUCCUGACUGUUGCAGCUUUAGGGAGCAGCAGAGAUUACUCGUAGUGAUACUGAGAAACUUCAAGUCGCUGUAAAAUGCUAAAACAUGACAUAUGAACAAUUUCCUUUCAUCUUUGUUUCAGAUAUGCAGACUAGAAGACGUGCUGUUUAUUUCAAAUUGACUUUGUGGUUGAAUAUUGUGUUGAUGAUCUCUCACAUUACAAUGCCUUUUAUUUGUGAAUCUCUUGUUAAUGGUUUUGUGAAACAACCUCAAAUGUAAAUGGUACAAUAAUGCUGAUAAUCAUUCCAUUGCACAUAGUUUAUUUUGGUUUAUAUGCAAGUUUAAUUUUGUGAGGAAUUGUUCUGUUCUGUUUUUUUGUGUGUGGUUUGUCAUUGAAAUGUAAAUAUUCCAUUCUGGCAAAUAUGCCAUUAUACAUUUAUAUAAAUCUAUGAGCUUAAAUGAUAUUAAAUGAGCAGCAAAAUGUUUCAUAAACUAUAUUUGUUACACUUCUAUUGUGAAUAAAACAAUCUUUAAUAUCAA